AUGGAACUUUCCUCUACUGACAAUACUGAAAAUGUUCAAUCUGAAAACAAAAAUAAACAAUCCAUCCGUCGGCCAAUAAUUCAUGUUUUUACAGGUUUUCGAGCAUUAGCAUGUCUAUGGAUAUUUAUGUUUCACAGUGCGAUAGGUAAAAUGGACGAAAUGAUAAAAUUCAAUAUUGUUUGGGUACCAUGGAGUGCAUCAGCUGGUGUCGUACUGUUUUUUUGUCUAAGUGGUUUUGUCAUGAUUUGGACUUAUGGUGAUUGUGAAUUUAAAUCAAUAAAAUGUUAUUGGUCUUUUAUUGGACGAAGAGCCGCUCGUUUAUUUCCACUCUAUUAUUUUUCGUUAUUUCUAUCUAUCAACGAUAUUAAAAAUAGAUGGAAUAUGAAUAAAUCAGGAACUACAGUAAAUACUAUAUAUACUGUAUCAACUCUAUUAGCUGUACAAACAUGGAUUCCAUAUGAUUUUGACAUUCAAUUUUGGAACGAUGCAAUAUGGAGUGUACAAACAGAAUGGUUUUUCUAUUUUGUGUUUCCUUUUCUUCUUCGUCUGAUUCGAUAUUUAUUAAACACAACUAAAAUUAGUCUUCUUAUAAAUACAAAUAACAAGAAAAAAUCAUUGCAACGUUUAUAUAUAAUGUGGUUUGUCGUUUUUUGUGUAUCCAUAAUACCUCUGCUAUUUCAAUGGAAAAUGUUUAACCUUACAAACAUUGAGCAACGUAAAGGUCAAAUAGCAGCAAUAUAUGUCUCACCUUUAGCAAGAAUUCCUGAAUUUAUUCUUGGAAUGAUUACUGGUAUUAUAUAUAUGGGUUGUUCCACCGGAAAUCUCCCACCAUAUACAGAAGUAUU
Messenger RNA from Adineta steineri, 845 nucleotides. Lineage: Eukaryota; Metazoa; Rotifera; Eurotatoria; Adinetida; Adinetidae. The record is from the annotation of a GenBank genome assembly.